This is a messenger RNA of Cryptococcus deneoformans JEC21, 780 nucleotides long. RefSeq lists its product as hypothetical. The record is from RefSeq and is a predicted model, not a curated record. NCBI's taxonomy places the organism in Eukaryota, Fungi, Basidiomycota, Tremellomycetes, Tremellales, Cryptococcaceae. The coding region runs from base 184 to 780 and encodes 198 amino acids. The transcript has 6 exons.
UAUGGCAUUCAGCAUCCAAAGAAAUAUGUGGCUGGGAAGGGAGAAGACCGCGUAAUAGCGCGAGACGUAUAAAGUCCAGUCACCUAUUUCUGCCUGUUCAUCCUCAGCCUCCUCGUCUUCAUCUUUCACGCUCCAUCUUUGCCACUCACCUUAUUUUACGUGACCCAUACCUUCAGCAUUACAAUGUCUAAUACGCAAUCACCAGAAUUCUUUGAACUAUCAGACCCACACCCGGAGAGCUCCCCUACCGCGCGACCUCAUCCUGCUUCGACCGGUACAGUCCAGUCUGUCGACCAUGCUCUAGCUUUGACAACUGGGCCCGAAAAUGAAGAAGCGUUUGAGGCGCGGCAUGAAACAAAAAAUCAUGUUCAGACGAAUGAAGAGUAUACUGAAUUUGACCCUAUGGCCGAAAUUGGCCGUUUCGAUUCAAAGACAGAGCUGGAAGACAAAUGGGAUGAAAUUCAGGGAGAGAUGGUUCCGUUUCUGCAAGAAUUCGCGGAGCAGGCAUUAGCUUCGACGUACGAUAUCAUCCUCCACGUACACUACAUUUUCCACCAGCUCGACUUGCAAGCACAACAAAGUCUGAUAGAAGGUGUUCAGGCGAUUGAGGAAGAAGAGCACAGACAGGAGGAAGCUCGAAAAGUGAUGACUGAUUUCUCAAACGAGAUGAAGCGUGCGGCAGAGGUGCUCAAGCGGUUUGGCAGUGCGACGAGCAGUUCGCAACUGCGGGAGAAGGAGGCGUUGCUUGGUGACGAGCGAGACAAGGAGAUUUCUCAGUAG